GUCAUAAAAGUCAAAUAAAUAGUAAACCAAAAUCCGAAUAUGUUUUACAUACUUUAAAUUUUUAUCAAAACAUAAAAUUAAGUUUAAAUCAAUUUAAAUUACAAUACAAUGGCUGAUCAAAGUAAAAAUCGUAUGAACCUAGCAGCCAUCAAAAGGGUCGAUCCUUACGCAAAAGACAUAGUAGACUCGACAGCACAUGUGGCAUUCUACACAUUCAACUCGGAUGAGAACGAAUGGGAAAAGACGGAUGUUGAAGGAGCUUUCUUCAUUUAUAGCCGAAAUGCCGAACCAUUCAAUAGUAUUUUUAUUAACAAUCGCCUCAAUACAACAUCAUUCGUAGAACCAAUAACCGGGCAACUGGAAAUUCAGUCACAGGCACCAUUCCUUUUGUAUCGUAAUGAAAGAUCCAGAAUUCGAGGCUUUUGGUUCUAUAACAGCUCCGAAUGCGAUCGUAUUGGUGACCUCGUUUGCAGCUUGAUUCAGGACUGUGUUGUAAAACAGAAAACAACUGGAAGUGCUGCAAAUCAAAGUGUAAACAUAUUCAAUAUGCUUAGCAGAGCACAGCAAGAUUUUCAGAGCGGCUUAAACAGCGGAGGUAAUAAUCAAGCUAAUUUGGGGUCCCGUAACGUGAUGAAUUUCUUUGCUGCUGCCAAGCCGACUCCAUCGUCUGAACUACCACUAUUCAGGCGUCUAUUGUCAAAUACCCUGUCCGUUGAACAGUUAGAGAAGCAACAAGUUAAAGCGCCACUCAGUGAAUCGUUGCAUCAACUUCCAAAAAUGGAACCUGAAGCAAUGAUCAAAAUGAACUCGAUAAAGAAACCAGAACAGCCUAAAUGUGAUUUGGAAAUGUCCCCCCUUGCAAAGUUCCUUAACAUACAAAAUAUCAUGAAACCGGCCUCACUCAACAAGGAUUCUGAACUUCCGAGGGACAUAAUAUGUCCUCCUGUAGAACAACCGAGCGCCCCUAAGCCAGCUUUAAUGCCUCCGACCAUGUUUGAAAAGUCUAUAAAACUCGAUAAAACUCUUCAAGAGCCAAGUCUAACUUGUAACCCUGUUAAACCGUUAACACAGGCCCAACUUGUCAAGACAAUUUGUUAUUUAAUCAAAAACGAUUCGGAGUUCGUAAGAAAAAUCCAUGAGGCCUAUGUGAAGCAAUUCUCUGAGAUAUCUAAUGAUUUUUUGGAUGAUUAAAGUAUUUAUUCACAAAACACCACAUUAGUAUGUUACUUCAUUAGAAAUGGUUUAUAUAAAUUUUAUUCUGAAAACGUUUGUUGGCGCCUCUUUUCGAAAACUUAUUUUCCAUUUUUAAAUUAAAUUUGUUUCAAUUUUAAAAAAAAGAAUGCCUCGAAUGUAAAAGUUUUUUAAAAACAUAAAUAUGAAUAAAAUUAAGUGCGAACAACAGUAUACAGCACAAAAUGCA
Molecule: messenger RNA, 1420 nt
Organism: Eupeodes corollae
Lineage: Eukaryota; Metazoa; Arthropoda; Insecta; Diptera; Syrphidae
Gene: DCP1
Product: mRNA-decapping enzyme 1A
Exons: 1
Coding region: 109-1191 (360 amino acids)
Biological process (GO): deadenylation-independent decapping of nuclear-transcribed mRNA; positive regulation of catalytic activity; deadenylation-dependent decapping of nuclear-transcribed mRNA
Cellular component (GO): P-body
Molecular function (GO): mRNA binding; enzyme activator activity
Source: RefSeq, a predicted model, not a curated record